Messenger RNA from Cooperia oncophora, 204 nucleotides. The record is from the annotation of a GenBank genome assembly. Lineage: Eukaryota; Metazoa; Nematoda; Chromadorea; Rhabditida; Trichostrongylidae.
AUGGGAAGGCCCGAUUGCGCUCGAGUGCUUCUAUUUCGUGGGGCGAAUCAUCUUGCUGUGAAUAAGCAAGGACAGACAGCUCUACACGUCGCUCACAUCGUCGGCACCACUGCUGUCGCCGACGUCAUCGCUUCGCAUAAUCCGUCUGCUAGUGGGCCUCUUCAUGUUUUCCCAUUUAGACCAAAUGAGGCCGGUGGACAAUAA